Fulvia fulva is the source of this 258-nucleotide messenger RNA. RefSeq lists its product as uncharacterized. The record is from RefSeq and is a predicted model, not a curated record. Bases 1 to 258 code for a protein of 85 amino acids. The transcript has a single exon. Lineage: Eukaryota; Fungi; Ascomycota; Dothideomycetes; Mycosphaerellales; Mycosphaerellaceae.
AUGGAGGCUGACAUCGUGACCCCUGCUACGAUGGGAAGGGUCCAAAAGUGGAUCCAGAGCCUGCCAGAAGCCGGAAUACCAUCUAGAGAACUCGAGGCGCUGGUAGACACAGUCAAGCCAGCAGAGGCCCUCGAUGACUGGGAUGCCGCGGAAGUUGAGAUAUGCGAUAGUUGGAGUCUGAUGGCAGACGGCGCCCGCAGACGCAGAAUUGACAAGUGGAGAGCACUGUCGUCUGCAGUAGAUGUUCCUGCGAUUUGA